Molecule: messenger RNA, 1275 nt
Organism: Funneliformis mosseae
Lineage: Eukaryota; Fungi; Glomeromycota; Glomeromycetes; Glomerales; Glomeraceae
Source: the annotation of a GenBank genome assembly
AUGCAAUACCACGCUUUCCCAGUGCUUAAUCAGCAAUUUUUAGUUGAUACUAAAUAUGAGUUUAUGCGCGAAUUGGGUCAAGGAGCCUAUGGUGUAGUUUGUGCAGCAAAAAACACCGAAACUGGUGAACAGGUGGCAAUUAAAAAAGUAACAAAGGUCUUUGAGAAAAAUAUUCUGGCAAAACGCGCAUUGCGAGAAGUGAAACUAUUGAGGCAUUUUAACGGUCAUGAAAACAUUACAUCGAUUUUAGACAUGGAUAUUACCAAUGUUCAAGAUUUCAACGAAAUUUAUUUAUUCCAAGAGCUCAUGGAGGCUGACCUUCACCAAAUUAUACGAUCCGAACAACCAUUGACUGAUGCGCAUUUUCAAUAUUUUAUAUAUCAAAUCUGUCGAGGAUUAAAAUAUAUUCAUUCGGCUAAUGUCUUGCAUAGGGAUUUGAAGCCUGGAAAUCUAUUAGUAAAUGCAGAUUGUGAACUUAAGAUAUGUGAUUUUGGUCUUGCACGUGGUUUCUCUGAUUCACCAGAUCAUAAUGCUGGUUUCAUGACUGAAUAUGUCGCGACGAGGUGGUAUCGGGCACCCGAAAUUAUGUUGAGUUUUCAGAACUAUACAAAAGCUAUUGAUAUGUGGUCCGUUGGUUGCAUCUUUGCUGAAAUGUUGGGCGGGAAACCUUUAUUUAAGGGUCGCGAUUAUGUUGAUCAAUUAAACCAAAUUUUAGGAAUCUUGGGUACACCCGAUGAAGAAACUUUGAGGAGAGUUGGAAGUGAUCGGGCUCAGAUUUAUAUUCGUAGUUUACCAAGAAUGCCAAAAAUUCACUUUUCAACACUUUAUCCAAAAGCAAAUCCUUUAGCUCUCGAUUUACUCGAAAAACUCUUGAAAUUUGAUCCCGCAACUAGGAUUACAGUGGAGCAAGCACUAGCACAUUCAUAUUUGGCAGCAUAUCAUGAUGAAGAGGAUGAGCCUGCUCAUGAACAUAUGUUUGAUUUUUCGUUUGAAUCUGUAGAUUUAAUAGAAGAUAUGAAAAAAAUGAUUGCCCAAGAAGUUAUGUCUUUUAAAGCUUCAAAACAAGCAGCCUUGGGUUUAAAUGGAGCGCAACUGGGUCGUAAACCAAGUUUAUCGGCUCCUGAACGUGAUCUAUUAUCUCAACAACGUCAACAAAAUAAUAAUCGUAAUUCCAUAUAUGAAUAUGGCGCUGCUAGCCAACACGCCGCCAUUCCUUCAGCAAGCAUGGAAGUGGAUGAGCAAUUAGAACAUGAGCUAGGCGGAUUUGUUAAUUAA